Akanthomyces muscarius is the source of this 519-nucleotide messenger RNA. RefSeq lists its product as uncharacterized. The coding region runs from base 1 to 519 and encodes 172 amino acids. The record is from RefSeq and is a predicted model, not a curated record. NCBI's taxonomy places the organism in Eukaryota, Fungi, Ascomycota, Sordariomycetes, Hypocreales, Cordycipitaceae. The transcript has 2 exons.
AUGCCAUUGUCCCUCUCAGCCUUCCAUGCCGCCCAGGUGAUUGGUAUCGGUGCCACGACGUGGCUAUCUGGCAACAUCGCAUCGAUAUCCCUUUUCUCCGCCACAGCGCUCCAGCGUAGCGUCGAUCAUGACUCGAUGCCUACUGUUCUUGCCGCCAGGCAGUGGAAAUACACUCUCGAGCAGGGGAAGCCAAAUCCGCCCACGGCAGUCUUCACCGCCGCUCUGUUCGCUUUCUGCGCCUGGGCCAAGAUGCAGCAAGAGUCAUCUAACAACGGUGGCUGGCUCUAUGCCGCGGCAUCGGCCUGCACCUUUGGAAUGAUUCCAUACACAAUUAUCUGGAUAUUUCCCAUCAACUAUCGAUUGAUUGAGAUAGCGGGACAAUCGCUGAGCGAGGACGAAAACGCUUCUGCGAGUAGGGCAGAGGUCAGUCAGCUGCUCGGUCGUUGGAGAACUCUUAAUUGGAUACGAAGCGCUUUCCCUCUUGCCGCAAGUUGUCUAGCGUUAGCAGCGACCAUAUAG